Messenger RNA from Doryrhamphus excisus (bluestripe pipefish), 2429 nucleotides. RefSeq names its product anthrax toxin receptor 1-like. Lineage: Eukaryota; Metazoa; Chordata; Actinopteri; Syngnathiformes; Syngnathidae. The record is from RefSeq and is a predicted model, not a curated record. Gene Ontology annotation, molecular function: transmembrane signaling receptor activity. Gene Ontology annotation, cellular component: cell surface; plasma membrane.
AAAGAGGGAAGGAAGAAUCGGGAGGCCGGGUUCCAGUCAAUUCCAACCGAACCGGCCCCGAGUGGCACAUCGUCGACGUGUUAGCUGGUCUUAGCUGUGUGUGUGUGUGUUGGGGGGGGGACAAUGUAAAGAUUUAUACUUUUUGAAACGGCGCUGUUGUUGGAGAGCUCACCGCAAACACAAGCGGGGGAAAGAUGGCGAGGAGGCGCAUCGACACGAUCCUCGCUUUGGCUCUGCUGGGAGUUUUCUUCCUCCAUGUGUCCGUGCAACAACAGCAGGAGGAGGUGGAGGAGGAGGAGGAGGAGGAGAGGUCCUGUCAAGGCGCCUUCGACCUCUAUUUUGUCCUGGACAAAUCCGGAAGUGUGAAGCAUCACUGGAUAGAGAUUUACUCCUUUGUGGAGCAGCUGGCAGAGAAAUUCAUAAGCCCCAUGCUGAGAAUGUCCUUCAUCGUUUUCUCCACACAUGGAAACAUCAUUAUGAGAUUAACUGAGAACAGGAAGGCCAUCACUGGAGGACUGAGAGCUCUCAAAAGUGUGAUUCCUGGAGGAGACACAUUUAUGAAUUUAGGCCUGGAGAUGGCCAAUGCGCAGAUAUAUCAGGAGAGACAAGGGACAGCCAGCGUCAUCAUCGCGCUGACUGAUGGCGAGCUGAAUGAGUGGCAGUUUGACAGGGCUCAGAGAGAGGCUCAGCGUGCCAGGUCUAUGGGCGCCAUUGUUUACUGCGUAGGGGUCAAAGAGUUUAACCAGACCCAGCUUGCAACCAUUGCCGACACUAUGGAACAUGUGUUCCCUGUGUGGGGGGGGUUCCAAGCCCUCAGGGGAAUCAUUGACUCGAUCAUUAAGAAGUCCUGCAUCGAGAUCCUCGCAGCUGAGCCGUCCAGCGUCUGUGCAGGAGAGAGCUUCCAAGUGGUGGUGAGAGGCAACGGUUUUCUUCAAGCCAGAAACAUCGACCAGGUUCUCUGCAGCUUCAAACUCAAUGACACACACACGGUUGAUGAGAGACCGGCCGGUAUCGAGGAUACGUUCCUUCUCUGUCCUGCUCCUGUUGUGGAGGAGGUGGGAAGGGUGAUCUACCUGCAAGUGAGCAUGAACGAGGGCAUCUCCUACAUCAGCAGCUCAGUUCACAUCACGACUACUGAAUGUUUUGACGGCACCAUUGUGCUUAUUUCCCUGCUGGUGGUGUUCUUGCUCUUGGCCCUGCUGCUCCUGUGGUGGUUUUGGCCUCUCUGCUGCACAGUGGUGAUCAAAGAACCUCCUCCUCCGCCUCCUCCAGAACCUGAACCUGAUGAUGAAGAUGGGAUGCCCAAGAAGAGGUGGCCCACAGUGGACGCUUCGUACUAUGGAGGACGAGGAGUGGGUGGCAUCAAACGCAUGGAGGUACGCUGGGGGGAGAAGGGCUCGACCGAGGAGGGGGCUAAGCUGGACAAACCUAAGAAUGCAGUCGUCACAAUGCCAGAACAGGAAUUUGAGCCCUACGAGCCCAAACCUCGCAAACCUACCCGCCGCACCCCUCAGCAGAGGAGGUGGUACACUCCCAUUAAGGGGAAGCUCGAUGCUCUGUGGGCUCUCUUUAGACGAGGCUACGACCAGGUAUCACUCAUGAGACCUCAGCCUGGAGAUCAGGGUCGCUGCAUCCAAUUCCACAGAAUCAAAGACGGCGAUUCCCCCGCAAACAACCGCCAUCCCCACCACCACUUCCCGCCUUCCCCUUCCUCGCCGCUUCCUCCCGCGCCCGCCGCUGAGCAGCGACCUUUGGUCUCAAACUCUGUUCCCCGUAUGAAGCCUCCAUCCAGAGGUCCUCGCACUACGCCUCCAUCACGCACGCCCCCGAACGCAGCGAGACCCCCGCCCGGGCCGCCUCCUUCUCGGGCACCGCCGGGGCCACCGGGACCCCCGCCCUCGAGACCCCCACCCACUCUCUGAUGGGACGCUUUGGGCUCUGUUGCUGGACAGCAAAAAUAUUUAGCCUCAAUUUGUCAAUUAAAAAGAAACAGGAAGUACAGAUAUUUGAAGGCGUUUCGCUUUAGCGACGGGGGCGGGGGGUCGGGGGUGGAGUAUGGAUGUGCAAAGCAUGUGGUAAAAGCUUCCAGGAGAUGUUUUGAAAGUCAACCACCCCAAAUUUAAUUGCUGCAAUUUAGUCCUUUUGUCUUUAACUUCUCGUUGCAACUGCAGGGCAGUUUCUCCAGGCUUUAUUUAUUUGGUGACAUUACAUCAUCAUCAUCACUUUUAAAGGGGAAGGUCUUUUUGUUUUCUACGUGCAAACCCUAAAAAACUCACAUCUAUUUUUCAAUGCAAACGCUGCCUUGUACUUUUACUUCCUUGCCUGUACUUCAUUUACUGACUGAAAUGAUACUUUGUAUUAUUUCUGGAUUAACAACUUGUCUCUUUAAUAAACUUCAUUUGGUUUUUUUAAGUUUUGAUAAGGCCAUG